AAGAAUUAUGCUAUUUUUCAGAUGCUUCAUCUUUCUCUUAAAGAACUGAAUCGACAGUUUAGAAAUGGAACCCUUAGCUCUGUGACCUUACUGGAGUCAACAUUACGACGGUUGGAUCUCAUUAAAGAUCUCAAUGUAUUUAUCUCAGAGUGCCGAGAUGAGGCUUUGGAGGCAGCUAAAAUAUCAGACAAAUACAGAACUGAGUCAACACCUAGACCGUUAGAGGGAUUAACUGUCGCCGUGAAAGAUAAUUUCUGCGUGAAAGGAACCAGGACGACAUGUGCAUCCUUGAUGUUGGAUAAUUUUGUAUCUCCGUACAAUGCUACGGUGGUUGAAAAAUCAAUUAACGCCGGAGGUAUUAUAAUCGGUAAAACAAAUCUUGACGAGUUUGCAAUGGGAAGCGGAACAACAGAUUCAUUCUACGGACCAACGAGGAAUAUUUGGAGAAGUGGAAUAAAAUACAGGCUCCAGGAUGUGAAUGGAAAUGAUGUUGGAGAGACUGGAGGACUAGAUGGAACCUGGGCUGUUGCUGGAGGAAGUAGUGGAGGAUCAGCGGUUGCUGUUGCAGCCGGAGCAGCUGUUGUCGGUCUAGGCUCUGAUACUGGAGGAAGUGUGCGGAUACCGGCUGCUUGGUGUGGUAUUACUAGUAUUAAACCUAGUUACGGUCUGGUAUCCAGACAUGGUCUUAUCCCACUAGUUAACAGUUUAGACGUGCCAGGACUCAUGGCAAGAACAGUUCAGGAUUUAGAUACUUUUUUCAGAGUCCUUUGUGGCCGUGAUAUAAUGGAUUCAACAACAGUAGAGUUUAAUUGUUCCGACGAGGAAAUAAAUUUAAAUAAAGUUAAAUUUGGAGUUCCGCGUGAAUAUUAUUGUGAAGGGAUGACGGACGAGGUUCUCCAGAGUUUAAGUGAGGUUUGUGAUAUUUUAGAAUACUCUGGAUCUAGAAUAGUUUCAACAUCUUUACCUCAUACUAGCCUCGCUGUUCCUUGCUACUCCGUCCUCAACCCCUGCGAGGUCGCCAGCAAUAUGGCGAGGUAUGACGGCCUCGAAUUUGGAUUGAGGGGUGAGGACGAAUCCUCGACCGACGCGUUGUAUGCAAGUUCUCGUUCCUCUGGAUUUAACGAGGUUGUUCGAGGACGGAUACUUGCUGGAAACUAUUUUCUAUUAAAGAAACAUUACGAUGAAUAUUUUCUGCAAGGAUUAAAAAUCCGCCGACUUAUUCUUAAUGAUUUUCUCAACUGUUGGGACGAGGUUGAUUUUCUCGUGACUCCUGUCUGUUUAUCAGAUGCCCCGAGCUACUCCGACUAUAUCAAGGAGGAUAAUCGAACCCAGACAGCUAAACAAGAUCAUUGUACGCAACCUGUAAACCUGGCCGGCCUGCCAGCUGUAACCGUUCCGGUCAAACUCUCUAGUCGAUCUUUACCCUUAAGUGUUCAAAUAAUUGGUCCUUACGGCUCCGAUCUUAAAUUGCUAAAACUAGCAAAAAUUCUUGAAGAAAAAGUUAAUUUUCCAAAAAUUAUUUUGGAGGAAGAAUGAAAAAUAAUUUUCUAAUUUCAGA
This is a messenger RNA of Eurytemora carolleeae, 1558 nucleotides long. It is a transcript of the gene GatA, whose product is annotated as glutamyl-tRNA(Gln) amidotransferase subunit A, mitochondrial-like. The record is from RefSeq and is a predicted model, not a curated record. Gene Ontology annotation, cellular component: mitochondrion; glutamyl-tRNA(Gln) amidotransferase complex. Lineage: Eukaryota; Metazoa; Arthropoda; Copepoda; Calanoida; Temoridae. Bases 22 to 1536 code for a protein of 504 amino acids. Gene Ontology annotation, biological process: mitochondrial translation; glutaminyl-tRNAGln biosynthesis via transamidation. Gene Ontology annotation, molecular function: glutaminyl-tRNA synthase (glutamine-hydrolyzing) activity. The transcript has a single exon.